AUACUCCAGCUUCCAAGUCUCUGUUGCACAGGGUUCAGCCUGUGACAAUGUGUAGAAUAUUCAUGAGUUCAAGUUCAAGUCUGCGGAAUCAGUUCAGAGCGUUUUUGUCUCUGGUUCGGCUCCCUCUUUCUUCUACUCAACCUUGGUAAAAGCGUUCGAGCAUGGCAUUAAAUAAUACUACCGCUGUUGAACAGUAUCCAGAGCCUCUCGGCUCAACUUGGUUUCGCCACACUUGCUUCGGACUCUUGACAUUAUURUCCGUGCUUGGCAACUCCGUCGUCAUCAAGUCUAUUAUCACCAUGGAAACCAGAAAACCGCUGACCUAUGUCCUCGUAGCCAACCUGGCAUUCGCAGAGCUGAUUGGUGCACUUACACUUCCGGCUAUCCAGGUCUAUGAUGAAGUCUUUACGUGGCCUUUCGGGGAUUUCUUGUGUCACGUGUUUAGCCCAAGUCAGGUGGUUUCGUGUCUAAUAAUCACGUGGACAUUGGCCAUUAUUUCAAUCUAUCGUUUCUUUACUCUGUUUAAUGUUGGUUUUGGUCUUCGCUACAGCACUAGUCAACGGAAUGUACUUCUUCUAAUUCUGUGGAUCGCUGCUUUGGGCUUUUGUGCGCCUAUGUUCGUGUAUUCGAAGGUGGUACGGUCACCAUUCGACGCUUCGUUCAUAUGGUGUGUUGUGCUCUUCGACGGAGACACGAUAUUUAAUUUCCCGUUCUUCAAGAAGUACAUGCUGGCUCGUUUUCUGGUGAAUUUCGUUAUCCCUAUUCUCAUCAUGGUGGUGUUCUACGGCGCGAUGGUGGUCAAACUUAAGUGUCACAUGACCAACCAGAUCCAUCCAAACACAGCUACCUAUCCCUCGAUGGAACUACAGACCUCAAUAUCUACCAACACGACGACAGAAAGUUCCAUUUCAAGUACCAAACUUAGCCAAUCACGUUCGACUUCCAGAACAGGUAAAAACUGGGAACCCAAAAGAAAGGGGAAACGCGGCAGACGAACCCGUAUGGAGGAUGAAAACACGCUGAUACUACAAUUAGACCAAGAUUUAUUAAACAUGAUUUACGUGGCCGUCUCGAUCUUCAUUGUUUGUUUUUUGCCCUACCAAGUAUUCCACUUGCUGGAGUACUUYGAUGCUUUGAGUUACAAGAACUGGCAAUACUUCCUYAUCACCAGGCGGUAUGUUUUCCUGGUCACUUGUGUUCCUAGUGCGCUUCAUCCCAUGUGCUACGGCACAAUGAGUAGGUUUUACGCUAAAGCCUUUUCGUAUGUCUUUCUGUGCAAGAUCGUUAAACGACAAGACAAAAUCGUUAACACUGAAACCAUUUAG
Messenger RNA from Actinia tenebrosa (Australian red waratah sea anemone), 1325 nucleotides. Its product is annotated as C-X-C chemokine receptor type 2-like. Gene Ontology annotation, molecular function: G protein-coupled receptor activity. The record is from RefSeq and is a predicted model, not a curated record. Gene Ontology annotation, biological process: G protein-coupled receptor signaling pathway. NCBI's taxonomy places the organism in Eukaryota, Metazoa, Cnidaria, Anthozoa, Actiniaria, Actiniidae. Gene Ontology annotation, cellular component: plasma membrane.